Molecule: messenger RNA, 6461 nt
Organism: Elgaria multicarinata webbii
Lineage: Eukaryota; Metazoa; Chordata; Lepidosauria; Squamata; Anguidae
Gene: SH3RF1
Product: SH3 domain containing ring finger 1
Exons: 12
Coding region: 262-2868 (868 amino acids)
Biological process (GO): protein ubiquitination; positive regulation of JNK cascade; positive regulation of proteasomal ubiquitin-dependent protein catabolic process
Molecular function (GO): ubiquitin protein ligase activity; protein binding; metal ion binding
Source: RefSeq, a predicted model, not a curated record
ACAGAAGCGUAGAAAGCAGCUCCUUCAGUGCCGCGUUGUGAGAGACUGGGCGCUGUGGCGGAGGCGGCUCCUCCUCACGGGAACAAAGAGGCGCGAAAGCGAGGACUGAGGGGGGAAAGGAGGGACUCCUUUCCUCGCUCCAACGGCCACUGCGGAGAUGAGAGAAGAGUGAAGAGGCAUGGAUAUAACAUGAGUCCUUUAACAAGUUCAGAAAGGAUAUGAAUUUUGUAAAAGCUUAUUCUUUGGUAAACUAGAUCAAAGAUGGAUGAGUCAGCCUUAUUGGAUCUGUUGGAGUGUCCUGUUUGUUUAGAACGCCUUGAUGCAUCUGCAAAAGUCUUGCCUUGUCAACAUACAUUUUGUAAACGGUGUCUGUUGGGCAUUGUAAGCUCCCGAAAUGAGCUUCGAUGUCCAGAAUGCAGGACGUUAGUAGACUGCAGUGUUGAGGAACUUCCCAGUAAUAUUUUGCUGGUUCGACUACUGGAUGGCAUCAAGCAGAGGCCUCGGAAACCUGGUGGUUUGGUGAGUUGCACAAAUUCAUUAAGGGCCCAGACAAGCAUUAUUGCUAAUUGCAUUCCAAAAGACCUCCAGAGUUCUCAAAGUGGCCAACAGCAGAGAGUACAAGCACGGAGUCCUCCUGUUAGGGGUGUACCUCAGUUACCGUGUGCCAAAGCAUUAUAUAACUAUGAGGGGAAAGAGCCUGGAGAUCUUAAAUUUAGCAAAGGAGACAUCAUCAUAUUACGUCGGCAAGUUGAUGAAAAUUGGUAUCAUGGAGAAGUUAAUGGUGUCCAUGGAUUUUUUCCGACCAAUUUUGUCCAGAUUAUUAAACCUUUACCUCAACCUCCACCUCAGUGCAAAGCACUUUAUGACUUUGAAGUUAAAGACAAGGAAGCAGACAAGGAUUGUUUACCCUUCUCCAAGGAUGAUAUUCUGACUGUGAUUCGUCGAGUAGAUGAAAAUUGGGCUGAAGGAAUGUUGGCUGACAAAAUAGGAAUAUUCCCUAUUUCAUAUGUUGAGUUUAACACAACAGCAAAGCAGCUGAUAGAACUGGACAAACCCUCAGGUUCUGCAGUAGACUCUGGAGAAGGCACCUCUGGUGCAUCCCACAGCAAUUCAGUUCAAAAGCACACUGAUACCAAGAAGAACACCAAAAAACGGCACUCCUUUACCUCUCUUACCAUGUCCAAUAAGGCCUCGCAAUCUUCUCAGAAUCGUCACUCAAUGGAAAUCAGUCCUCCUGUCCUCAUCAGCUCCAGUAAUCCCACGGCUGCAGCCCGCAUAAGUGAACUUACAGGCCUUUCCUGCAGUGCACCGUCUCAGGUUCAUAUCAGUACCACUGGGCUAAUUGUGACCCCACCACCCAGCAGUCCAGUAACAACAGGACCUUCAUUUAGUUUUCCACCUGAAGUUACCUACCAAGCUGCUCUUAGUAGUAUGAAUCCCCCUCUACCACCACCACCACUCUUGUCUGCUACAAUAAUUGCCCCAACUUCUACUGGACUGCCUUCAGGAGUUACUCAAAAAUCUGCAUCAGGAUCGACUGAACAAAUAGCACAUUUGCGACAGACAAGGCCAAGUGUGUACAUUGCUAUUUAUCCAUACACUCCUAGAAAAGAAGAUGAACUGGAAUUGAGAAAAGGCGAGAUGUUCUUGGUGUUUGAACGUUGUCAGGAUGGCUGGUUCAAAGGAACUUCCAUGCAUACCAGCAAAAUUGGCGUGUUUCCUGGCAAUUAUGUGGCACCAGUUACGAGGGCAGUGACUAGUGCCUCCCAAGCAAAAGUCCCUGUAUCUAUUGCUGGUCAGACAGGACGGGUGGUGACCAUGGUCAAUGCUUCUACUGCUGGAGGAACAUUGCAGAAACUUCAGGGAAAUGGUGUGACAAUGAACUCCAGUGCAGUACCAACAGCUGUGGUCUCUGCAGCACACAUACAAACAAGUCCCCAGACCAAGGUUCUUAUGCACAUGACAGGCCAAAUGACAGUCAACCAGGCUCGCAAUGCAGUUAGGACAGUUGCAAUACACAGCCAAGAAAGACCUACAGCCACCGUGACACCAAUUCAGGCUCAAAGCUCAGCAUGCCUUAUUCCUGCUGCCGUAAUUAUUCCACACCAUUCUGUUGCCUCCCAACAGCUCCAACCUCAGCUUUCAAAUGCUGCUGCUUACAUCACAGCUGUGAAUAUCAACCGGACAAAUGUCCCGUUGGCUUGUUCAGCAGCUUCUUUAAACUCUCCUGGCACUUCUGCAUCUCUGGAUGGAGAUGCAAAUGGGAGAAUUGUGACUGUUCACACUGGAACUCCAGCUUCCCCAGAGAAUACAUUGGCAGCUGGAGGGGUUACUACUGUCAGUAAACCAGAUAGAGAUGGCAAGAAAGAAAAAAAGGGUUUGCUGAAGUUACUUUCAGGAGCAUCUACCAAGCGCAAACCUCGAACAUCACCACCAUCAUCACCAACUCUGGAAGUUGAGCAGGCAGGUGCAGAGCUGGGCCUACAAGGUGCUGUAGGGCCAGAGGUCCCUUCGACUUCCAAUCAUGGAAGAGCUGAAUCCUGCUCCAUGGACAAUGAAUCAUCUCCAUCAGUGCAGGAGAAUACUUAUCGGAAAGCAAGUUCUUUGGAUUCUAGUAUUCCUAUAGCUCCCCCUCCACGGCAGCCCUGCUCUUCAUUGGCCCCAUUGCUGAAUGAAUCUAGGCCUGUAGUUUGUGAACGAUACAGGGUUGUGGUAUCCUAUCCUCCUCAGAGCGAAGCUGAGCUUGAACUUAAAGAAGGAGAUGUUGUCUUCGUACACAAAAAGCGUGAAGAUGGCUGGUUCAAAGGCACAUUGCAACGAAAUGGAAAAACUGGACUUUUCCCUGGCAGCUUUGUGGAAAGUAUCUAAGAAGAUACUUCCAAAUGUUUCAAAUCACACAGCACUAUAAAAUAGCACAAAUAUUUUACAAGAGAGAAUGCAGACAUGGGAGACUUUUUAAAUGAUGUAAUAUAAACAAAGUUAUAUUUAUGUUUUCCAGUAUCACACAGCACAAUUCUGCCAGCAAAGAAAAAUGAUGAGAUAUUUGCUGGGAUUUUUUUUUUAUCAUUUUGAAUUUUUAAGUGUAAUGUGUGCCUUGUAAUGUCUGAUUUAUUCUACAGAGGAACUUUUUUUCCAAAUAUAUAACACAAAAGAGCAAUUGUUUACAAGGCUGUAACUAAUUUAUUAUUGGUUUUCUAAACUUGAAUUCUGUUUAAUAGCUAAAGCUUGGUGAUUAUGAUUAACAAGUUAUUAAUUUAUGAAAUAAGGUAAGGAGAAGCUGGAUUCUCUCCUUAUACAAAGGCAUAGUGUCUGACAGAUGGCUUUCUCCCACUGUGUGUGACAGUAAAGUGAGUUUGUUUUAUAGGUUAAUGUUGGCUGUAAUGAUGGUGAUGUGGUGUCAAACUGAACCAUGCAAACUGGGAUAAAAUGGUACUGUGGGUUUUUCUUAUUUUGGGUGAGAAACUAUCUGUCAGUAGCAAUUCUAAAUGUCCCAGACAGUGUAACAUUUCUGAAAGGCAUAUAACUGUGCAGCAGAGUUAAACCUUAACAUUCUCAAAGUGAGAAUGAAAGAAUGGAGAAGAUGCCAGAAAUGGGGAAAUCAGCUUCCUCUAGCUUCUGUUUGUUCAAGUGUUUUGGAUAUCUGUCAAGAUUUAGUUUUGCAGAUUUGGCUAGUUCUUUAGGCACAUGGCACUCAUAGGAUAUAAAUGAGAUUUUAAAAAAUGUUAAUCACAAAACACUCCAUGAAAUGGGAAAUAGUAUUAAUGAUUAGCUGCAAGUAUUGAUAGGUUUCAAAAUUUAAAUUCAAGUUGCACUCACUGUCUAAAUAUGCCAAGAAAUGUUGUUUGCUUCUUUUAGUUUUCAAAGUUAUUUGCAUGGCUGAGAGACAAUUUUACAGUGUUUGAGCAAUAGUGGUGGUAAGUGAUGAACUUGUGUUUUUAAAGUAAAGGCUGUAAGAACACUGUGAAACUUUUGCUAAUUUUGUAACUAUUGCUACUUUCAUAUGUCUUAACUUCUCAUUGUCUUGCAUGUAUUACAAAUUCUCACGGGCAUACAAAACAGUGCAUGAUUUAUAGAUUACAUUCCAGAGUCCUGUUGUGGAUUACCUGGGUGUAAAAUCAACCAGUUAUCUGCUAGUACAGAAGCCACUGACCAAGACUAGUGAGUGAUUAGGUCUUAAUUAUGUAAAGAGUACUCUGAAUCUUCAACAUCAUUCCAGCCAUGGAUAUUUAGAAGCAUAAGAAAUUUGGGGAGCAUAUCCUUCACAUAAUUUCAGGGGUGGAAGAACAUUUUCCCCCUUGAUUUCCUCCCUUUCUACCUUUGCACUCUUCCUUAUUAACUUCUUUAUAAUGCCGCAUGGGGGUUGCACACUGCCAUAUCACUCCUUUUUCUGUCCUCCGCAUGGAAGGACUCGUUGGGAGACAUUUUUCAACACAGAGAGGAGAGAAUAUUGCAGCGGUGGCAAUGUUCAGCAGCCUCCUUUCCAGCAUGUUGAUCUUGGCCUUGGGUAUCUGAAGAUAAAAACUCCCAAGUCCCAAGUAGAGGAAGGCGAGCUGGUGUUCUAAUUCAAUUUGAGACUCUUGUUAUACCUCAUUUCAGAUAAACUAUAAAGCCCUGGUUGGAAGUUCUUCUUUUUUUUUUUUUUUACUGUCCAUCUGUUGUGGGGGAAAGCAGUGGCCUAAAGUUUCCACUCCCUACUAGCCUCCAACCACUACUCCCCCUCCUCCUCUCCAUGGUAACUAAAGGGAGAGAAGCACAUUAACCAGCUAGAUUAAAGAAGUGGGCAAUUUAUGGCCCUACAGAUGUUUUGACAUUCAACUCCCAGUGUCCAUCACCAUUGACUGUGCUCACUAGGGCUGAUGGGAGUUGUAGGCCAAAACCAUCUGGAGAGUCACAAGUUGCCCACACCUGAGCUGUGAAAAGAACUCCUUUUUUUCACUUGCACAGUCCUCUAGCUCCCUUUCCUAGCUGAAAGGCAUAGAAACACAGGAGAUUUUCUUUCAAAUCCACCCCCACCCUUUUGAAGCAGCUUCCUAGCUGGCAAAGGCAAUAGAAUUGCAUGGGGGAGACACACUCAUCACCUCUGGGUACAUUUGUCUUUGCCUCUGAUCGCUACCGGCAGUAUCAAGUAACAUGGUUGGGGUCUCAGAUGAUGUGAAUCACCUCAUCUGAGGUGAUUCACCUGAACUGCCAGUUGCUAAUCCCUAAAUGAAUCCUGUAAGGAAAAUAAGUUGGCACUGGUGACCCACAGUAUAUGUACAAGGUUGUCUGUAUACCAUUGCUUGAUUAUAGCAAUCUUGCUACGCUCAGCUCAGUCUGCUCCUACAUGAGGUUUAGCUAAGUGUUACCACCUUUUAUUCUGAUAGGGCUCCUGUUUCAUUAAGUGUGUGACAGGUAGAAAUUCAAUGGGUUCAGAUUACCUUGGCAAAAAUAUGCUGUCAUAGGGAAAGCUUCAGCUGUUGAAUGUCUUGCCUAUCAUGCAGCUGCAAAAGACAAAGAACUCAGUUAUGAAGAAAAGUGGGUGACCUUAAGCUCAGCACCUUCUUCCUGUUUUCAGAACUGAUGGGACUGGAAUGCUCUUAUUGUUUUCCAGAAAGGAACUUGCAGCAUAAUAUGAAUUAAAGGUGAUAUAUGCAAUAUAAUAGAGAGAAAACAUAAAUGAGAUUAAUGAUUUUCUGAUGUAAAAACACAACUGCAUUUUGUUUUGUUUUACUUCACAAAUGGUGAGGAAAUAACUUCUAGCUGAAGGAGUAGCUUGCAAUAUCAAGUAGUUUCAUAAUGGUCUUAAUAUAAAGUAUCUUGUUAAAACUGAAAUCAUUCCUAAAUUAACACCUGUAUGAGACACUGUACCACUCAAUUCUUGUGGAAUUUAAAAAGAUUAGUUUACUUGAAUGUUCAUAUGAUUACAAGCUAUUUGAAAUGAACUUUAGUUAGAAAAAAUGCUGGCAUCACUUUUCAUCAGCAUAAAUUGGCAUUAAUGUGUCAACCUUAUUUUCACAUAUUAGUGUUUUUUAUAUAUUAAAGACUACUACAGAGAAUGUUUUCUCUUCUCCAUAAAGUAGAAUACUUGUGCGACACAGGUACCUCUAUUCAUAGGGUUUUAUUAUGUAAAGUUUAUCAAAAUAUAAAUUAAUACAAUAGUGUUGUUAGAUAUAAUACAUUUUCUAAUGACUUUUUUAAAAAAAGAAAUCACGUUUAGUUUUAAGGGCUUGAUACACAACGGUACAACAAUAUCAACAAUUGCAGUUUUCCAUGCCUUGUGACCUUUAUAAAAUUGUGGGAGUUGGGUUGGGUUUUUUUGGCUUGUGUGUAAUCCAGUGUAAGAACAAAACAAACCCUUUACAUUCAUUUUGGGUAUUUCCUUAAAAAAAUUCUGUGGGAAAUUUUAAUGUCUAUAUUUCAGCUCCAGUGAAUGUUACAUGUUUUUCUCUGUUAAAUUUCCAUUCCUAAUAAAUAUUUUCUUA